AUGCAGAAUUAUACAGACACAGCACCAAUGAUCAUCGCCAUAAGCGCGACAUCCCAAAUCCAUCUCAUCAUCGGCACAAACCCGCUGGCCGCAGCUCGCUGUACCAAGAGUCUACAGUCCGGCGCACGACCGAUCGUCAUCGCUCCCGAGACCAGUGAUGUACACUUUUCGCUGAAGGAUUGCAUAGAAAAGGAACAGGUACAAUGGAUACAGAGGGAGUUUCAAGACGAGGAUUUGAAGACGUUGGGGCGGGAAGAGGUUGAUCAUGUUGUUGAUGCGGUUUUUGUUACGAGUGGUGACCAUGAUCUCAGCACACGUAUAUCCCAACUCUGCAAACGAAUGCGCAUCCCAGUCAACGUAACCGAUGCCCCCGAUCUCUGCUCCUUCACAUUACUCUCCACCUACUCCGACGGACCACUACACAUCGGAAUCACCACAUCCGGGCGAGGAUGCAAACUCGCCUCACGCCUCAGACGCGAAAUCUCUUCUUCACUGCCCGCCAAUUUAGGGCAAGCGAUUGAUCGACUGGGUACAUUGAGACGACGGCUAUGGGAAGAAGACCACCAACAACAACAAUCAUCUGAACAAAAACUCGAAGAUGAAGACGAGGAUGUCGUGACUCAAAGCCAUACAUUCAACAAACUGAUUACGCCCGAUGAUGAGCAAACCACAAAGACGAGGAGGAUGAGAUGGUUGGCACAGAUUUGCGAGUAUUGGCCUUUACAACGGUUGGCGUCGAUAUCGGAUUCGGACAUUGAUUCUAUCCUCACGUCGUACUCGCGCGAUCGAUCCAGUGAUUCGGAUCUUGCGGCGGCCGCGAAUGGCGAGGCUGGCAAAAAGAAUGGCAAAAUCGUCCUCGCGGGAUCAGGACCGGGACAUCCCGACAUGCUUACCCGCGCAACCUACAACGCGAUCAAGAACGCUGAUAUAAUCCUGGCCGACAAACUCGUACCGGCGCCGGUACUAGAGCUGAUUCCUCGACGGACAGAAGUGCAUAUUGCACGCAAAUUCCCUGGAAACGCAGACCAAGCACAAGAAGAGUUUCUCCAGAUGGGACUAAAAUCCAUCCGGGAAGGCAAAUACGUCUUGAGACUGAAACAGGGAGAUCCUUAUUUAUACGGCCGCGGCGGCGAGGAAUAUUGCUUCUUCCGGGAGAAGGGAUAUAUCCCUACAGUCUUACCUGGUAUAACGAGUGCUUUGAGUGCGCCGCUCUUUGCUGAUAUUCCAGCUACACAUCGCGGUGUCGCUGAUCAGGUCCUUGUCUGUACUGGCACAGGCCGGAAGGGUGCUGCCCCCGAACCGCCGACUUAUGUCUCCACGCAGACUGUUGUGUUUUUGAUGGCGUUGCAUAGACUGAGCGAUUUGGUGGUUAGCCUGACCUCGACAUCUCCCUCGGAGGAAGCAAGUAAACGAACUCUCUGGCCAAAGAGUACACCCUGUGCUGUCGUGGAGAGGGCUUCAUGUCCAGAUCAAAGAAUCAUCCGCACAACAUUGGAACACGUGUGUCAGGCCGUGGAGUGUGAAGGGUCUAGACCACCCGGUCUCUUGAUUGUGGGCGCAAGUUGCCAUGUCCUGCAUUCACCGGAAGGGCAGAAAUGGAUCGUUGAAGAUGGGUUCAGGGGAUUGGAUGAUCUGGGUGUUGAGGGGGAUUUUCUUAGCGAUGAAUUCAAGAAGCAGGACUAG
Molecule: messenger RNA, 1683 nt
Organism: Talaromyces marneffei
Lineage: Eukaryota; Fungi; Ascomycota; Eurotiomycetes; Eurotiales; Trichocomaceae
Exons: 2
Coding region: 1-1683 (560 amino acids)
Biological process (GO): sulfate assimilation; siroheme biosynthetic process
Molecular function (GO): uroporphyrin-III C-methyltransferase activity
Source: RefSeq, a predicted model, not a curated record